GAUGGCACUUAUUUCACUGGUGACGUUGACAGCUAAAGCCGCUACACGCAGGAAGGCAGAAGCGGCGUUGGAAGUUUAACGUUUCACAUUCAAGCCAGAUACGGUGUCAGUCAGGUUGCUUGUUAAAGACGACUAAUUGAAAACACCUUAUAAUGCCGUCUGCCCCGGCAAGUGCUACUACAGUCGGUGCUGGAGGCCGUUCACCAAAUGCUGGUGGUUCAGGCCCAAGAGCUGGUUCAGGAAGUACAGUGAGACAAAGAAAAACCACUAGCAGCAGCACCACAACAGCCACUCGCUCACGUGCAGGAGGCACCAGCUCUGGUGGCAUGUGGAAAUUUUACACUGAUGAUUCCCCAGGAGUGAAAGUUGGACCAGUCCCUGUUUUGGUUAUGUCUCUUCUCUUCAUCGCAUCUGUUUUCCUGCUGCACAUUUGGGGCAAAUACACCCGAUCUUAAAGAUUGUUUUAUUGGGACCUGGGACAAGUUAUAAUGAACUGACUCGUCACCAUUCCACUGUUUGAUUAAUUCUCUAUCUGGGUUGAGAAUACAAAAUUAUUUCCCUUCUGAAAA
Daphnia pulex (common water flea) is the source of this 569-nucleotide messenger RNA. RefSeq names its product protein transport protein Sec61 subunit beta-like (gene Sec61beta). The record is from RefSeq and is a predicted model, not a curated record. Gene Ontology annotation, cellular component: Sec61 translocon complex. Gene Ontology annotation, biological process: intracellular protein transport. The coding region runs from base 153 to 455 and encodes 100 amino acids. The transcript is spliced from 4 exons. NCBI's taxonomy places the organism in Eukaryota, Metazoa, Arthropoda, Branchiopoda, Diplostraca, Daphniidae.